Messenger RNA from Adineta ricciae, 1920 nucleotides. The record is from the annotation of a GenBank genome assembly. Lineage: Eukaryota; Metazoa; Rotifera; Eurotatoria; Adinetida; Adinetidae.
AUGCGCGUUUCAAUGUUAUCCAUUGGUCGUUUAUCGAAAGCACAGCUUCUACCAGGACGAAAAAAUCAAACGACAUGGCUCUACAAUCAGACGAGUACGGAGAACUGCCUUUGCACUGCACUAAGAUAUCAUUCAGUAGAUGAAAUUGCCGGUCUAAAUAGCUUCUCGUCGAAUACCAGCUGUCAAUUGAUUCUAGCGCCACCGAUUUUGUCACCGUCGAUCAUCUACGAUAUUAAGUCUACUCUUUUACUUUUACAUCCAUUUACUGAUACUCCAUGUUGUUCUGACUUUUCCUGGAUGCUAGACCGAAUGAAAAGAUCAGGACGCCCGUCAAGUGCAACGGUUCCGAAGCCAACAUUAUUAUCUAUUGAUUCAACGAACAGGUUUCUUUCGUCAAUGCAGUACAAGGGCAAAUUCUAUCGCUUUCAUCGAACUAAUCUGAGUCUGGAAGGUAUAUAUUCAUUACCGGCAGGAUAUAUAUGUGCUAGUUCAAUCUACAAACGAGGUUAUAUCUUUUUCGGAUGCGAUACACCUUCGGCGCUGAUGAUUUUCAAGGAAACAAAUUUAGCUUCACCCUUGGCGCGAAUAAAUAUGACACAAUGGAUACGAGGAGUAUCAUUUGCACGCAAUGAUACAUUAAUGUUUGUAGCCGUUCAAGAAGGAGAUUAUGGCGUUUAUAUUUAUAACAUCUCUUGGACACCACAAAUAUUCGUGUCACUUGCUAAAACGUUUCCACCUAUUGUUGAUCAAAUGUGGACUAUCCAUACAGUUAAUGAUAGCUGUGUACUAACAACAUGCUGGAGCACUAAUGAACCUGUCUAUAAAAUUCAGUCGCCUACGAUGACGAGCAUGUCAUGGUCCAGAAAAUCCUUGCCGACUACGAAAGUAACGGGAUCGAACUCAUUGGGAGAAGCAGUAACCGAUCCUUGUGGUCGAAUUUGGGGUGUCGUUUAUGGGUUUGGAAUACGUAUCUAUGAUCAAUCAGGGACAAUUCUCUUGGGUAAUUGGUCAUUAACUACAGGAGUGGCGAAUAUACUGUUACUCGAUAACUAUGAAGUUUUUCACAAUAUUUGCGUUAUCUAUCUUUUGGCCUCAAGUGUUUUUGAUUCAUUUGUUAUUGUCGUGGGCCUCUUACCUCGUUUACUCAAUGGUUAUGGCGUAGAUCUAUCACAGACGUUUUCUAUACUUUGUAAAUUAAGAUUUUUCUUCACAUAUUACGCAGGAUAUACAGCAGCUUGCUUUAUUAGUCUAGCUUGUAUUGAACGAUAUCUCACGUCAUCAACAAGUGCCUAUAAACGACAGCUGAUUACAAAGAAACGUGCAUACCUAUCGAUUCUUAUCGUUUUAAUAUUUGGCUGUGUUACAUUUGGCGAGGGUUUCUACUGUAUUGAUAUCAAUCAACAACUAUUCGGUGCUCCACAAUCAUGUUAUCAAUUGAAAUUGAAUAUUCAGUGUCAAAUUGCCGAUAGUCUGCUGCAAUUCAUCUUCGAGCUUUUGAUUCCAGCAUUACUGAUGAUCGUUUUCGGAUUUUUAACAUUCAAAAAUGUUCAUAAUAAACAUUCACGAGUAAAUGCAGUGCAACUCGGCGAUAAUCCUCUGGCAGCUACAGUCGGAACAAGAAGAAUGUCUGUAUCACAAGAAAAACGAGCUGCACAGAAACGUGAUGGACAAUUGCGAACAAUGUUACUUGUACAAGUUGCAGUCUUUGUCAUUUCAACGUUUCCUAUCGGCGUUUUCAAGCUCUAUUCGAUUGUAACGGUCUACCAAACGAAGUCACCAUUGAAACGAGCCAUUGAGAAUACGAUAUUUAACAUUUCUGUAAUCAGUCUAUUCUUCAAUAACUGUAUUACAUUUUACAUUCAUACAUUAUGCGGGCAGGUGUUUCGAAAGGAAUUAUUUAAACUAUUCCGUUGUGCUUAA